UCCGCCCCCGUCGGUCUAUUUCCGGUGUGGAAGACCCCGUGAAAUGCCCCUAAACUCCCGAAGAGGAGUGUUGUGUUUCAUUCAUUCGUAGCUCACAGACCGCGCGGCUUUACACGCUUCGGACAUCGUCCCGACCGAUCCUUUAAAAAGGUAGUUUCGCAGUGAGGCAGAAUGAGUGACUCUGGCAAGGACACCGUGGCUCCUAAAGAGAAAGACGGAGCGGAGAAGAGAGGACGAGGAAGACCACGGAAACACCCGCAGGUUCAGCAGGAGGCAAGUGGCUCUCCUACACCGAAGAGGCCUAGAGGAAGACCAAAGGGCAGCAAGAACAAGCCCAGCUCCACGGCAUCUAGGGGCAAAAAGACGGCAGCGGCUUCGGCACCCGCAGGGACGAAACGCAGAGGACGGCCCAAGAAAGCAGAGAAGGAGGAGCAGCCAUCGAAGUCCUCUGAGGAGGAGGAAGAAGAGGAGGAGGAAGAAGAGGAAGAGGAACAGUAACUAGCAACUUGUGCUACCUCACAAUCCAACGUUGUUUCUUCCUGUUGACCAGAGCUGGACUGACCCUCCCCACCCCCUCAUUCCCCCUCUUUCCUUUACACUAGUGCAACCCUCACCCUCAAAUUCACCUUUACUCUCUAGCGCCCCCUAGUGUCAGGGAGGCUUGCGCACUUCAUGCGCCUUCUCUGUGUAACACCACUGGAAAAUGACUCCAAAUACUGUAUGUCCAUUCAUGGAUGCAUGCACACGUGUAUGUCUCGCACUCAAUGGGUAAUUGGUCGAAAGUGUCUGUCAUUAUACUGGACAAAGAUAUGCUCUGAUGGCGGCUUGACACAAAGCGAUUUGCAAAAUACUGAAGUUUUUUCUUUUCGCAAACAACAGUUUCAGGCCUAGAGAAUUCAAGUUUAUUUUUACAAAUCUAAAUCUAAAAUAUGGUAGGUUGUGUGAAAUUCAUGUCGUUGUGUUCUGGACAAAGGUGAAUUGACCUACUCGUUGUUUUUACUUGGGUUGUGUGUGUGUGGUAACUCGAUGUCUCCAGUUAUACUUUUUAGCUACUCCGUGAUUCAAGCUAGAAAUAAAGAGCUUAUUUUUUGAGUGAGCAUAAUCUAGAGGACUUUUAACUUGUAAUCAACAUAUCGUUGAAUGCUUUUUCGUGAAACAUUUUUGACUGUUUUUCUUUAAUGCCCCCCGUCGACUCGCCACCAUGAUUUCACUGAUUGCCGUGAUAAAUUUACUAGCACACAAAUGCUACGUAGUGCGUUUCUGCCCAUUCUCAGUGCAGGUCAGCUUACUGGUUGUGCUAAAGAGCCGUUUGCUCUUCUGGCUAUGUUCAAUUUUGUUUUUGGAAGA
Messenger RNA from Carassius carassius (crucian carp), 1347 nucleotides. Its product is annotated as high mobility group protein HMG-I/HMG-Y-like. Lineage: Eukaryota; Metazoa; Chordata; Actinopteri; Cypriniformes; Cyprinidae. Gene Ontology annotation, molecular function: DNA binding; transcription coregulator activity. The record is from RefSeq and is a predicted model, not a curated record. Gene Ontology annotation, cellular component: chromatin; nucleus. Gene Ontology annotation, biological process: regulation of DNA-templated transcription. The coding region runs from base 172 to 498 and encodes 108 amino acids. The transcript has 5 exons.